AAACAAACAAGCACCUUCAUUUUUGACAAUUGUACGAAAUCAAUAUGGCGUCAGUCAACGUCAAGUGAAGAGUGAGGUGUUGUAGUUGGUGGCGUUUUUAAAUAAAUUUUCCAAAACUAUGUCGGGUUUUACAGAAAAUGCGUUAAUUCGAAAACUCCAAGAACUAAACUCCAGCCAGCAAAGUAUUCAAACUCUGUCCUUGUGGUUGAUACAUCAUAGAAAACACCAUGCUGUUAUUGUGAAAACCUGGUUCAAAGAAAUAUUAAAAGCUAAAGACAGCAAGCAACUUACAUUCAUGUAUCUUGCUAAUGAUGUGAUUCAGAAUAGCAAAAAGAAAGGUCCAGAAUAUGGCAAGGCAUUCGGGGAAGUGCUGGUGGAAUCAUUCAAACACAUGGCUAAGACUGGUAUAAAUACGAAGACUAAACACUCCUUGCACAGAAUACUCAGCAUUUGGGAGGAAAGAGGAGUCUAUGACUCACAGAAGAUACAAGAGUUUAAAGAGGCUGUUGAUCCUAACGAUGCAUUACCUAAGAAAGUAAGCAAACGCAAGUCAGUUGAUGUGGAAGUUAUAAAGACACCAGAGAAGAAGGCUAAAGUUGAGGGUCGCUCCAAGCAGGAGCGUCGUCGCAGUGAGACUAAGGAGGUGGAUGGACAUCUGGAGACACACACUACACUGAGCCCCAAGACUCCACCCGGAGACCCUCCAGAGCCUGAGGAGCUCAUCAAGGCAAUUUUGGAGUUGGAGGCCAGUGCUUCUAGUGACGAAGCCGUCAGGGAGAGGAUCGCGUCACUCCCCCCGGAAGUGUCGGAAGUGCAAUUAUUGUCUAAGUUAGAAGGUAAAAUGACCCCCUACCAUCGCAUCAACUUUGUUAUUACACUUGUAAGCCGCCUUACAGCUCUUCAAAGAUGGUUGAAAACAUACAAAAGAAAUGAUGAACUCUUAAAGAUAUUAAAUAAAUGUGAUUGCAAACAUAAAUGACAAUAUUUUCCUUUUUUCUUUCCAUUAUUAAAACUAACAUAGAUGACAUAAUGUUUGCAUAUUUUUCUUAUUAUUCAGACACAUUUUGUAUAUAAUUAAAUAUUUUCGCCAGAAUUGUUCUUUAAGACUGAUCAAUUUGUAAGCAUUGACUGUGAUCGCAAGUUUAAAAGAAUUAGUGCAAAUAUAUGAUGUUUAAUUUAUGUAUUAUAAUUGACUAGAAUUUGAAAUAAGUGGUCUAACAUUGUGAUUAUGUGAAACUAGUGUGAUUGUAACGAAAUAUUACAUUUUUAUGUGAAUAAAGAGACUGAUGAUA
Spodoptera exigua (beet armyworm) is the source of this 1292-nucleotide messenger RNA. Lineage: Eukaryota; Metazoa; Arthropoda; Insecta; Lepidoptera; Noctuidae. The record is from the annotation of a GenBank genome assembly.